CCGCCGCCGCCGCCGCGCGCCCUCGGGGCGCCGGGGCAGGGCGCGGGCACCUGGGCGCGCUUCGCCCGCCUGCCCUACCCGGAGGACGAGCUGUUCCUGCACGACACCUUCCCCGACGGCUUCCUGUGGGGCGCGGGCAGCGCCGCGUACCAGAGCGAGGGCGCGUGGCGCCAGGACGGCAAGGGCGCGUCGGUGUGGGACGGCUGGGCGGCCCCCGGCGGCGGCGGCGACGUGGCCAGCGACAGCUACAACAACCAGUUCCGCGACGCCGAGGGGCUGCGGCGCCUGGGGCUGCGGCACUACCGCUUCUCGCUGGCCUGGGCGCGGCUGCUGCCCAACGGGACGGGCGCGCCCAGCGCCGCGGGGCUGGAGCACUACGCGCGGCUGCUGCGCCGCCUGCGGGCGCGGGGCGUGGAGCCCGUGGUCACGCUCUACCACUGGGACCUGCCGCGGGCGCUGCAGCGGGCGCUGGGCGGCUGGGCCAGCCCCGCGCUGCCAGACCUCUUCCGCGCCUACGCCGAGCUCUGCUUCCGCCACUUCGGCGCGCACGUGCGCUACUGGCUCACCAUGGACAACCCCUACGUGGUGGCCUGGCACGGCUACGCCACGGGCCGCCUGCCCCCCGGCGUGCGCGGCGGCGCCGCCAUGGGCUACCGCGCCGCCAGGCACCUGCUGCAGGCACAUGCCAAAGUCUGGCAUCUCUACAAUGAUCGUUUUCGUCCAACUCAAGGAGGUGAGGUGUCUAUUGCCCUUAGCUCUCACUGGAUAAAGCCUCAAUACAUGAGUGAACAAAAUAUUAAAGAAUGUCAAAAAUCCCUUGACUUUGUGCUUGGCUGGUUUGCUAAACCCAUAUUUAUAGAUGGUGACUACCCAGAGAGCAUGAAGAGUAACUUAUCAUCUCUGCUGCCUGAAUUCAGUGAAGCAGAAAAGAAGUAUAUCAAGGGAACAGCUGAUUUUUUUGCUCUUUCUUUUGGAGCUACACUGAGUUUCCAGCUCUUGGACUCUCACAUGAAAUUUCAGCAGAUAGAAUCAUUAAGCCUGCGGCAGCUCCUUUUCUGGAUAAACAGUGAAUAUAACCAUCCAAAAAUUUUCAUUGUGGAGAACAGCUGGUUUGUUUCUGGAAGCACCAAGAGAGAUGAUGCAAAGUAUAUGUAUUAUCUCAAAAAGUUCAUUAUGGAGACAUUAAAAGCCAUCCGGUAUGAUGGAGUUGAUGUCUUUGGAUACACUGUUUGGUCCCUCAUGGAUGGCUUUGAAUGGCACAGAGGAUAUAGCAUUAGACGUGGAUUAUAUUAUGUUGAUUUUGAAAGCCAUGACAAGAAAUUUAUGCCAAAGUCUUCAGCCUUGUUCUACCAAAAGCUAAUAGAAAAAAAUGGCUUCCCACCUUUGCCUGAAAAUCAGCCAAUAGUUGGGAUGUUUCCAUGCAACUUUGCUUGGGGAAUUGUUGACAACUACAUUCAAGUAGACAUAACUCCUUCCCAGUUCCUUGACCCUAAUGUGUAUUUGUGGGAUGUUCACCAAACUAAGAAACUUAUUAAAGUUGAUGGGAUUCUUGCCCCAAAACGCAAGCGUCAUUGUGUUGACUUUGCUGCUAUUAGACUACAGAUCUCUCUGCUGCAGGAAACGCAUGUCACACAUUUCCAUUUUUCACUGAAAUGGUCUUUGAUUCUUCCUUUGGGUAACCUGUCUCUAAUCAACCACACGCUUUUACAUUAUUAUCAGUGCUUUGUUAGUGAACUUCUCCGAGUCAAUAUAACUCCUGUUGUUGCUUUGUGGCAGCCUAUGGCAGAGAACCAAGGGCUUCCUGUUUCAUUAGCAAAAUAUGGAGCCUGGGAGAACCCAGAGACUAUUCAAGCCUUUGUUGAGUAUGCCAGGCUCUGCUUUAAAAAUCUUGGUCACCGUGUCAAAUUUUGGAUCACAAUGAAUGAACCCUAUGUGAGAAACCUGACUUACACUGCAGGGCAUAAUCUGUUGAAAGCCCAUGCUAAGGCCUGGCACCUAUAUGAUAAAGAGUUCAGAAGAUCUCAGAAAGGUAAAAUAUCUAUAGCUCUGCAAGCUGAUUGGGCGGAGCCAGCCUGCCCAUUUUCCAAAAAUGAUCAAGAAGUUGCAGAUAGAGUUUUGGAAUUUGAUAUUGGAUGGCUUGCUGAGCCCAUCUUUGGAAAUGGUGACUACCCCCGUGUGAUGAGAGAGUGGCUUCACCAAAGAAACAGCGUUGAUUUAUAUAAUUUCCAUUUGCCUUAUUUCUCUGAAGAAGAAAAGAAAUUAAUCCAAGGCUCAUAUGAUUUUUUUGCCUUAAGUCAUUAUACGACUAUCCUCGUGGACUGGGAAAAAGAAGAUCCACUGAAAUAUGAUCACUACCUUGAAGUUCAAAUGAUAAAUGACAUCACGUGGCUGAACUCUCCCAGCAGAACUGCUGUGGUGCCCUGGGGAUUGAGGAAAUUGCUCAAGUGGGUUAAAUCUAAGUAUGGUGAUGUCCCAAUUUAUAUUGUAGCCAAUGGAAUUGAUGAUGAUCAGAAUGUGGUUCAUGAUAAGCUGAGAAUAUAUUACAUACAGAAUUAUAUCAAUGAGGUUUUAAAAGCCUACACUCUGGAUAAUGUCAAUGUACAGGGAUAUUUUGUCUAUUCUUUUAACGACAGGACUGCUCCUAAAUAUGGCCUCUAUCGUUACGUUGCAAAUCAGUAUGAAACGAAGCCUUCCAUGAAACAUUACAGAGAAAUAAUUGACAAUAAUGGUUUUCCCAGUCCAGAAACUCCUGAAAGAUGGUGCCCAGAAGAGCUUGCUUUAUGCCCUGAAUGCAGCUUUUUCCGAACCAGAAAAUCUUUAUUAGCCUUUAUCUCCUUUAUAUUUUUUGCUUUCAUUGUUACCAUAUUCUUCAUUAUUUACCACUCCAGGAGAGAUGAAAGAAGGUAUAAAUAAUGCUGCCACUUCAGCUACAGCACUGACUACUAUGUCACUUGCAUUCCUUUGGGAACUCUCAAAUAAUUAUAUAGCAAUGUUGUAAUCACUUCAGCACUAGGGAGCCCUUUGCACUGCCUAAUACUGUGAAACAUUAAAGCUGAAAAUGGAUUGUGAACACGGGAAAUCCUUUCCUGGGUUUUAGUAUUUUUGGUUUGUGACCGAGAUUCUAGUGGUCAAAUUUAUCUCAACUUCAACUGGAGACCUUUCUUUGAGCAGAUUAUUUUUCUUUAUAGGCAAAUGCAUUGCUAACCAAGGCCUAUAUUAGUUGAACCGUGAAGACACUAACCAAUUAAUCCAUUUGAUGUAAAUUGCUUUUUGUGGAGUAAUAGAAAAAUCUAGAUGCCAAGUUCUCAGGAGAAAGCCUGAUGAGAAAGAUAAUAAGCUAUCUUCCUGGUUAGAUUUUACCCAAGUAUCACUUGACUAAAACCAACAUUCAGCUGUAAUAUAGAAGACUAAAUAGAAUUAGACUAAGUAACUAGACAUCACAAAAGGAAAAAAAUAGUUCUGUUGCAAAGCAUAAGUCAGGAAGUAAGGACAUCGGGAUUCUGUUUUUGCUAUGCUAGUGACUUUGAGAGGUUGGCUUCUGGCUUCGCAUUCCUUACCCACAUUGUAUCAGUUGAUGUUGCCUACCUCCCAUGAUGCAGUGUGUACUUUUUUGUUUCUGACCUAAACCAAUCAUUGGAAAAGAGUAGCAAAGUGAAUUGGGGCAUGUUUUGAGGGCAGAAGAGCUGGCCCCUGGCAAGGAAGAAGGGCUCAUGCCUCGGAGAUGGGGAAGGGCUAGGGAGGGAUCUUGUUCUAUUUCAGCUGGUGGACAAAGAGCAGGAACACCAUGGAGCUAUAAUGUGCUUCCCAAUGGCAGAUAGAAAAGCUGAAUAGAUUUCUUCUGCCCCUGGUAUCAGAAAACCAUAUACCUGACAAUGGGGGCAGGGCUAUUACAGCUUUUAGUAUCCAGAAACUUUCACUCCUACUUGUUGUCUUCUCCUAACAUUUAAUGAACAAACACAGAAAUUAGCCACUCCCUAGAUUCAAGCAGGUUAGGGAAAUCUGAGUUGAGCUGAGGAAGAUGGCUUUACAUUUAAAUGAGCCUAGACCUGGAGGUUUAAUGCCUUUAUAUUGCAUGUACAUUUCACACCAGUAUUCUGGUAUCCUGAUACCUUGUUUGCCAAGCAUUUAAGUUUUGGACCAUCUAUUUGUGGAGCUUAUGCAUUAAUUCUCUGAGAACUUGACCCAGCUCUUAUGGGAAUCUUUUUGCUGACUGUUACACCGGUGUGGGCAAAAUGGUGGAUCUGGCCAGCAGCCAGACUCCAUUUCCCAGCACCCCUGCCCACAUGGCUGGGGCUGAUUUCCAUGAAGACCCCAGCAGCUGUUGUACUGUGAUAGUGCAAGGCUGGGGUUUCCAUGGAGACCAGUCCCAGCAGCACUGGCAUUGUGGGGAGCUGCUGAGAUCUUGCAGUGGUGACAGAAUAGUCUGGAAGCAGGGCAGAGCUGUGAUCUGCAGCCUGCAUGCUCCAGGGAGGUGUGUGCAGGCUGCAGAUCGCUGCUCUGCCCUGGCUCCUUGCAGCGGUGUCAGUGUGGUCCAAAGCUGGGACAAAGCCACGAUCCACUGCCUGCACACCCCUGCAGGCUGCAGAUCGUGGCUUUGCCCUGGCUCUGGACCAUGCUGUCACCACCACAAGAUCCCAGUGGCUCUGGAGCAGCUCCUUGCCCCACUGUGUACCCUGCCAGCACUGCUGGGGCUGGUCUCCAUGAAAACCCCAGUCUUGUGCUAUCACAGUACAGCUGCUGCUGGGGUGUUCAUGGAAGCCAGCCCCAGCCAUGAGGACAGGGGCUGCUGGGAAGUGGGAGUCUGGCUGCUGGCCAGAUAUGCCAUUUUGCCCACCCCGGUGUUACAGUCAGUGGAAGUAUUCCAAUAAGAGUUGGGUCAAGUUCUCAGAGUUAAUGUGUAAGCAUUUAUGGAAAUGGAGUCCACUGCUGGCUGGAUCCAGUCUGCGGGCCAGACUUUGUCUGCCCCUGCUGUAACAGGAGUUAUGUCAGGCUGGAAUAGCACUCAGACCUGAAAGUGUCAUUGAAAGUCUGAGCUGAGUUGCUCUGUCAGCAGAAUAAAUUAGCCAAGUAGUACCAAUGUUAUUUUUUCAUCAGCAGAACCAUAGAAAUCAAGAGAUGCAAAAUGACUGUGGUCCUUUUCCAAUCAUACCCAUUAAUCAAUGCAGGAGCCUGCAGUCUGCAUAAAAUGAUGCAGUGACUUCUUUCUCUCUGCUGGCAGUCUUCAACUGUAUUUAUACUUGUGUUUUCAUGUUGUCACAUGUCCACCACUAAAGAUGAGUUUUAAUCUAUUACACUCUGUGUUAGUUACCAAGUUGUGUAUCCAGCAGGGUCUAAAGUUGCUGUAUUGAAUGUGAAUGUUUAUUUACUGUAAAUUGAAAUUUAUAUGUGAAAUAGGUGACUUUUGUUUGGUUAGAAGAUUUAGUAUCCUAGCACAAAGAUUAAUAUAUUUGUCCUUUAGUUCCAGAUGUAUAAUAGCCUGAUUUGCACUAAUAUAUAUUUUGCUAUCAGGAUUAAUGUGACAAAUUCUGGGUAAAUGAUAAAAUAGAGGAAAUGUAUAUUAGCCUGCUAGGAUUUGUUGAGGAAAAUAUAUUUGAAAAUGUUGUGGUGUUUCUACAUUUACCCACUGCCAUAUGGUACUGUAUGGACUGCAAAGAGACAGUUCUCCCUGAAUAUAUGGAGUGCUAAAUUGGUUUCUCUGUGUCAUUGCAAUGAAUCACUUUCUAGUUAUGAUUUUGAUAAAGAGCCUACUGCACAGUGUCAAGUGGAAUCUCAAUAGAUAGUGAAGAAAAUAUAAUAUUUAUUUAAUACAUACACUGGCUAGAUACUACCUAUAUGCUGUUUUUUCUUUAUAUAACUAUGACAAUGCUAGAAUAAUAAAACAGCAGAACUGAUUUUAGAAUAGUGUACAUAGAAUCAAAAUAUUUAAAACUCAUAAAAAAUCUAGUGCAAUUCUUACCAGUUUCAUUGAGUGUCUUGUAAGCACUUGUGCUGAGCGCCUCUGAAAAUCAUCCUUGUUAUGCUUAAUCCAAAACAGUCUCAUUACCAUGUUACAAUUUUUUCCUGACUGGAAAGUCAUUUCAAAUGUGUGUGCAACAUGCUGACAUUUUACUAUGAGGGAAUAAUAGGCAAGUCACUAACAUAUUGCAGUUUAUAGUGGAACCACAGUGGGGGGCCAAGAGCAAAAAAGCAUGCCUGUGGUCAGAUGGAAGGGAACAUACUGCAGGCUUUUCCAGUACUUAGAAGAGACAAUUUUGUCAUCACUGAAUGGAAAAGAAUUAGGAUUUUUUUCCUAUGGUUCUUACUGGCUAUAUAAUUUGCAAGUAAAUGGGGCUUUAUUAUAAGGAAGCCAGAGAAACAUUAUCACAUACAAAAAAGGUUUUGUGACUUGUGGAUAUAAUAUAGCCCUUUGUGUGUUUUCUUUCACAACAGCUAUUAAGUAUCAUUGCAGAACACUGAUCUCUUGGUUUUAGAUAUAAUAAUAUGCAGAAGAAUUUUCAUCUACCCUACCUAUAGAAGUACCUGUGCUGGCUGAUUUAUAAUGAAACAAAGGGGUUUUUUUAGACUUUUGAGCCAAAUGUAACAUCUGCUCACCAUAAUUACCCUUGGCACUUUCCAAGUGCCCUAACUUAUUAAAGCACUGGACAAAUCUUAGUGAAUUAAUUGUACAUCUCUAUCACAGAGGUGUGGUCUAGGCAAACUAUGGGCUGAUUUGAAUCAGCUGUCCUCCAGACUUGGGAAUCUACUUGUUUUUAUGUAAGUUAGGUACAGUUGCCAGGCUCAGACUAAUUGAUUCUGCUUCUCAGGAAGAAAGGGGGCUAGAUAACUUUUUUCUCUUUCAGUUAUUUAUUUGUAAAUGGUAAUCUAGCAUUUUUCUAUGAAAAGUUAAUCCAAAGGAGCCUGGCCUCUGGCUGAACACCAUGCAGAUUUCUGUCCAUCAAAAUAUGGUAAUAUUACCUGGGACUUAAUAUGUAUUUUAUGAAAAAUCACAAGAAUAUGCAUGUAAAACUGCUGCUGCCAAUAUGCCAUAGGAAGUGUAUAUUUUUGUUUUGAUUUUAAUUGUGCUAAUAAAAUGUGCGUUACUGAUUUGUUUUCUGAAAGCUACAUAUCUAAUAAUUGUAUUGUAAAAUAUUAAAUUAUAUUUUUAUCCAAAAUAUUUUGUGAUACAGGUGGAAAUCUUCUGUUUCAUUUCCUGAUACAAGCAGUACAGAAUGAAAGCUAGAAAGUCUUUGCAAAUGAAUGUUGUAUUUAUGUUAUAAGGACCUCACUUAGAAAUGAAAUAAAAAUACUGUACAGUCCAAAAUGGAAACUUUAA
Alligator mississippiensis (American alligator) is the source of this 7312-nucleotide messenger RNA. RefSeq names its product klotho (gene KL). The record is from RefSeq and is a predicted model, not a curated record. Gene Ontology annotation, molecular function: hydrolase activity, hydrolyzing O-glycosyl compounds. The annotation marks the transcript as partial. NCBI's taxonomy places the organism in Eukaryota, Metazoa, Chordata, Crocodylia, Alligatoridae. The transcript has 5 exons. Gene Ontology annotation, biological process: carbohydrate metabolic process.